Messenger RNA from Acanthosepion pharaonis, 924 nucleotides. Lineage: Eukaryota; Metazoa; Mollusca; Cephalopoda; Sepiida; Sepiidae. The record is from the annotation of a GenBank genome assembly.
AUGGGGGAUGACAUGUUGAAAUUCGUUUUCUACAUUAAUUUCUUAUGCAUUAGGCAAUCUGAUUGUCUGCAAACAAUCCAUUCUUUAAACAAGAAUUCUGUUUUUCUCUGCUUCCUCGUCCGGCUUUUCCCUUUCUCUCUCUCUCUCUUUCCUAGCACUUUUAUAUUUUCACUCUUCUCUCUCUUUCUCUCUCUUCUCUUUACUCGCUCUAAUUUUGUCUUUCUCCCUUUUGCAACACUCUCUCAUUUUCACUCUUCCUCUCUCUCUCUCACUCGCUUUUCUCUUUUCUCGGCAUUUUUUCAUUUUCUCUCUCUUUCCUACCACUUUCUCAUUUCCACUCUCCCAUUUUUUUGCUUCCCGUUUCUCGCUUUUAUUAUCUACUUUCUAUCUCUCUCGCUCAAUUUCUCUCUUUUCUCACUCUUUCUAACCCUCUCUCUCUCAUUUCCUCACACCCUUUUUUCCCGCACACUUUUCUAUACAUAUCGCUGUCUUUCUCUAUUUUUCUCCCUUUCUUUCUUUCUUUCUUUCUUUCUUUCUUUCUUUCUUUCUUUCUUUUCUUUACCACAAUGUCUUUUUCUCUCUCGUUGUCUCUGUCAUUUUCGUCUUUCUCUAUCUAUUUCUCUCUCUUUUCAUUCCCACUUUUUUCUAAAUCUCUCUCUCUUUCGAUCCCUUUCUCUAUCUCUUUCCCUUAUUGUCCUUCUCAUCUUUUCUUUUUCUCUCUCUCUUAUUCAUUCUCUUUCUUUCUUUUCACCUUUCUCACGCGCUCUUAUUCUAACACUCAUUCUCUACGUUCGUUUAUACCUCUCUUUCUUUCUUUUCUCUUUCUUCCAUUUGUCAAUGUCACCCUAUCUCUUCUUCUUCUUCUUCUUCUUCUUCUUCUUCUUCUUCUUCUUCUUUACGCAACUUUAUCUCUCGACUCAUUAG